Messenger RNA from Talaromyces stipitatus ATCC 10500, 1536 nucleotides. Its product is annotated as F-box domain and ankyrin repeat protein. The transcript is spliced from 2 exons. Bases 1 to 1536 code for a protein of 511 amino acids. NCBI's taxonomy places the organism in Eukaryota, Fungi, Ascomycota, Eurotiomycetes, Eurotiales, Trichocomaceae. Gene Ontology annotation, biological process: protein localization to ciliary inversin compartment. The record is from RefSeq and is a predicted model, not a curated record. Gene Ontology annotation, molecular function: protein binding. Gene Ontology annotation, cellular component: ciliary inversin compartment.
AUGAUAUCGACUAAUCUGCAUGGGCCGGAUAACUGGGUGUGUUUGGAGGAGCAGUCGAAUAUUUUUCAUCAAUCAUGUCCUCAAAUGGAUCCUAAACUUGCUACCCUUCCUUCUGAAUUGAUACAUCUGGUGGCGGGCUACUUGAGGACCAAAGACCUGUGUAGCUAUGCAGCGACGUGCUGUCGAAACUGGGAUAUUCUCCAAGAUACGUGCCAUAAAGAGGCCGUACGAGUAGCCGGGCCAACGUAUGAUGACUACAGAAAGCACAUGGCUACCUGGGACCCCUUAAAUCUUGUACAGGUACAAAAGCUGUACCGGAUAUGGGAAAAAAAAAGCUUACUCAUUGACGCAGUGUCUACUGGUCACUUGAAUGCCGUCCGCAGCUUUUUAGACCACGGUAUUAGUCCGAAUUCGCACAACAUUUACGGCAAAAGGCUUUUUCAUCUUGCGAUAACCAUAUUUAGAUUGCCUAAGAGGUUUCCAUAUGAACUAUAUUGGAUGACUGUACGAUGGCGGCCGUGCCACGAGGAAGGCAUGUCUGAAGCAUAUGAGAUGAUUAAACUUCUGCUAUCCUAUGGUGCAGACCCUAGUUUAUCUGAUGUUGAUGAUCCUGACACGACCCCGCUGUCUUUAGCAGCUGAAUUGGGCAUGAAUGAACUUGUUUGUCUCCUCAUCAACAGCGGGGCUAAUGUGAGGCAGAAAGGCGUCCUCGGAAAGGUUUGCGCAUAUUGCGAUCUGGAAGUUCUGCAGUUCGCAUUGGAUGUGGGUGGUGACAUUAAUGAUGUAGACUCGGGGGGCUCAACUCUUCUCUAUCACGCAGCCAAGAAUAAAGAUGUUGAGGUUAUCAAAUACCUUCUCCAAGCAGGUCUUGCCAAUCAAAUCAAUACACCUAAUCGAAAGGGCAAGACACCACUGCUAAAGGCAAUCAUGGCCGAUAAAUCAGACAAUGUUGUAGUGCUGGCCGAGCAUGGCGCUGAUGUCAACAUUGUGCAUCCGAGCACUUUCCUGCCGGCGCUGCAUAUAGCCUGUGGACAUUGGAUGUCAUUCGUAGCAGUGAGCGCCCUAAUCGACGCUGGUGCUGAUCUCAAUCGAGAAGCUGCUUUUGGAUCUCGACCACUUCACGCUGCUAUGAGGGGUAAGGUCGAAACAGUCCGCGCAAUUCUUCAAAGCGGCAAGCCAUUCGACAUCGCCGCGCGUAACAGUAUAUUAGGGAAUACAGCCUUGCAUUGUGCCAUCGAUCCGCCAUGGCGGCCCAAGUCUUGGAGGCGGGAUGUUGUCAGGAUGCUGCUUGCCGCUGGAGCACCCAAGGAGGCCGAGAAUUAUUUCGGCUGUACACCCAUUGAUAUGGCGUUUGAACACAAGGAGUUUGAAUUUGUAUAUUGGAUGCUCACUAGGGAUUUGGAGUUCUGUGAAGACGAUUCGAUGUUUGAUGAUGACGAGAAGGCCAGGUGGCUGCAUGAUCAUCAGACUGAAUACGAAGAGCUUAAAGUCCUAGGACUUAUCAACUUAGAACCUGGCAUAUAUCUGGGCACCUAG